Limanda limanda (common dab) is the source of this 1089-nucleotide messenger RNA. RefSeq names its product wingless-type MMTV integration site family, member 6b (gene wnt6b). The record is from RefSeq and is a predicted model, not a curated record. Gene Ontology annotation, molecular function: cytokine activity; frizzled binding. Gene Ontology annotation, cellular component: extracellular region. The coding region runs from base 1 to 1089 and encodes 362 amino acids. Lineage: Eukaryota; Metazoa; Chordata; Actinopteri; Pleuronectiformes; Pleuronectidae. The transcript has 4 exons. Gene Ontology annotation, biological process: canonical Wnt signaling pathway; neuron differentiation; multicellular organism development.
AUGACUGUUAUUCGCCUGUCGCGGAUCCAGCUGGCACUGUUCUUCAUCCUGCUCUGUCCGGUCAACAUCAUCGGACUGUGGUGGGCGGUGGGCAGUCCGCUGGUGAUGGACCCAAACAGCAUCUGCAGGAAGGCCAAGCGUCUGGCGGGGAAGCAGGCCGAGCUGUGCCAGACUCAGCCGGAGAUCGUCAGCGAGGUGGCCAAGGGCGCCAGGCUCGGCGUGCGGGAGUGCCAGUACCAGUUCAGGUACCGCCGGUGGAACUGCACCAGCCACAACAAAUACUUCGGCAAAAUACUGCAGCAAGAUAUCCGGGAGACAGCCUUUGUUUAUGCCAUCACGGCGGCCGGGGUGACCCACGCCGUGACCCAGGCCUGCAGCAUGGGCGACCUCCUGCAGUGCGGCUGUGAGGCCACCAGGAACCGGGCGCCGCCGAGGCCGCUCUUGCCCUCGCCCUCCUCCUCCUCCUCCCCCCCUGGGGAUGGAGUCAAGUGGGAAUGGGGGGGCUGCGGAGACGAUGUGGAGUUCGGUUAUGAAAAGUCGAAACAGUUUAUGGACGCCAAGAGGAGGAGAGGCAAGAGCGACAUCCGGACGCUCAUCGACCUGCACAACAAUGAGGCCGGGCGGCUGGCGGUGAAGCUCUACAUGCGGACCGAGUGCAAGUGCCACGGCCUGUCGGGCUCCUGCACCUUGCGCACGUGCUGGAAGAAGAUGCCUCACUUCCGCGAAGUGGGCGACCGUCUGCUGGAGCGCUUCAACGGCGCCUCCAAGGUGAUGGGCGGCAACGACGGCAAGACCCUGAUUCCCGUGGGCCAGAACAUCAAGCCGCCGGACAAGCAGGACCUGAUCUACUCGGACGAGUCGCCCGACUUCUGCCUGGCGAAUCGGAAAACCGGCUCGCUGGGGACUCGAGGCCGCAUGUGCAACAGCACGGCCAUGGACAUCAGCGGCUGCGACCUGCUGUGCUGCGAGCGCGGCUACCGGGAGGAGACGGUGGUGUUUGAGGAGAACUGCCUGUGUCGGUUCCACUGGUGCUGCGUGGUCCAGUGCAAGAAGUGCCUGGUCCGCAAAGAGCUCAGCCUCUGCCACUGA